This is a messenger RNA of Nicotiana tabacum (common tobacco), 1977 nucleotides long. RefSeq names its product BTB/POZ and TAZ domain-containing protein 3-like. The record is from RefSeq and is a predicted model, not a curated record. Gene Ontology annotation, molecular function: protein binding. Lineage: Eukaryota; Viridiplantae; Streptophyta; Magnoliopsida; Solanales; Solanaceae.
UGUCCUAUAUCUCUGCACCUCAUAAUACUUUCCUAACUUCUCUUCUUCUCGCUCACCCACACGUCUUCCCCGUUCACUCUCUCUUUUCUGCAAAAAAUAAAUUUAUCAUACCCAUAUUUCAGAUUUAUUCAUUCAUGUUUUAAUGCACAGCUACACUGGAUAUCAACUGAAAGCCUGAACAAUUUAUAGAGAUUUUAGUUUUCUGUUUACUAUAAGGUGAUCCUGACAUUUCGUUGUUGACUAAUUAUUUGGAGUAGUAAUUGAUGGCAUCGCCAGACGUGCAUACCCCUUGGCUAUCAUCAGCUGUUGAAUCUUUCGGUGGAUCCUUCAAGAUACGCAUAGAAGAAGAAGAGACAGUAGACAGCAUAGAAUUCUUUGAAGAUCCAAGCUCUCUAGCUUGUAAUCUACCUAAUAUUCCGAAUCCCCCUUCGGCUCCCGGUAAAAUUUGUUCAAAAGCCACUAAUCCUCGACAACUUUCUAAUUCUGAUUGUGUCCCGAAAGAAGCAAAAGAUACAUGGGACAAGCUCUUCAAAGAAGGAUAUGGAGCAGACGUACAUAUUAUUACAGACGAUGGAUCAUUUAUUCCGGCUCAUUAUGCCCUUCUGAGUGUUGCAUCUCCAGUGUUGGGGAAUUUCCUGCAGCAAUCCAAAGUAAAGAAUGGUAUUAGAUGCAUAAAAAUCCCUGGGGUACCUUGUGAUGCGGUCUCUGCAUUCAUCCGUUUCCUCUACUCAGCCUGUUACGACGAAGGAGAUAUGAAGAAGUUUGUUCUGCAUCUGUUGGUCGUAUCACAUGCCUACUCAGUACCAUCACUUAAAAGAGUUUGCAUAAACCAUUUGGAACAAGGUGGGUUGAACUUGGAAAAUGUGAUAGAUGUGCUUCAGUUAGCGAGAAGCUGUGAUGCACCACGGCUUACCCUCUUUUGCAUCCGUAUGAUUGUGAGGAACUUCAAGAACAUAUCAUCAACUGAGGGUUGGAAAGUAAUGAGACAAGCUAAUCCUGUACUUGAACAGGAGCUUUUAGAAUCCGUUGUUGAAGCAGAUUCGAGAAAACAAGAUAGACUGAAGAAAAUCGAAGAGAAAAAGGUGUAUUUACAACUGCAUGAAGCUAUGGAAGCUCUGGUUCACAUUUGCAGAGACGGGUGCCGAACAAUUGGGCCUCGUGACAAGGUGCUUAAAGCAAGCCAGGCGGCAUGUAGUUUCCCAGCAUGCAAGGGGCUGGAGACUCUGGUCCGUCAUUUCUCAAGUUGCAAAAUUAGAGUUCCUGGUGGAUGUGUCCAUUGCAAGCGAAUGUGGCAGCUUCUUGAGCUUCAUUCACGCAUUUGUGAUGAACCUGACUAUUGCAAAGUUCCUCUUUGUAGGCACUUCAAGGUGAAAAUGCUGCAACAAACGAAGAAAGAUGCGGCAAAGUGGAAGGUUUUAGUGAGCAAAGUGAACGCAGUGAGCCUAUUCUCAUCUAGGCGGGCAGAUUUGUAAUGACCUUUAGAAUAGUAAAUAUGAUCAUGCUUAUAACAACAUAUGGCCAAUAUUUUAGCUGGCCAUACAAGCUGUGUAAAUUACAGCUACUCAUCUAUCUAUAUCUAUAUCUAUAUCUAUAUCAGCAUACUAUAUUAUAAGUAUGAAGACAUUUAGUGAAAGUUAUUUUACUAAAAUAUCCUUCAAAAACUGAAUGACCAAAUUGCCCUCCAAUUUGUUUCAUUUUCAGAAAUCCCAAAAAAGCACACCUACAUUAACGUGGGAACAAUCCCCAGUCCCAUUAUAAUAGGCUUCCUUAUUUAUUCCCCAAAUUUUCUUACUCGUCUUAUGCUCUCUUUUUAUUUCUUUUUCCCUUGUAUGUUUCUACUGUAAUAACUCCAUCAAACUGUAAGUGAUUAAUCAUUAAUAGGAAUAAUUUUCUGGAAGCAGUUUUGUAUUUUUCAUCUUCCACAGCAGUGAAUGUAAUGCAGGUUGUUCAUCACAUUUCAGUUUUUUUUUCCUUUGA